Aspergillus clavatus NRRL 1 is the source of this 444-nucleotide messenger RNA. RefSeq names its product DASH complex subunit DAD3 family protein. Bases 1 to 444 code for a protein of 147 amino acids. Gene Ontology annotation, biological process: attachment of spindle microtubules to kinetochore. Gene Ontology annotation, cellular component: mitotic spindle; DASH complex. The transcript has 2 exons. The record is from RefSeq and is a predicted model, not a curated record. Lineage: Eukaryota; Fungi; Ascomycota; Eurotiomycetes; Eurotiales; Aspergillaceae.
AUGUCCUCCUUCGACGAAGACCCCGUAGCCACCGCAGAACGCGACCACGACCGCGAACCCGCCUCCAACUCCCUCCUCCGCGCCUCAACCCCCCUCGUCUCCGAUCUGGAACAAGAAGUCCUAGAGGAAUACACCCGGCUCCUCGGCAACGUCAACAAGCCCGCCGCGCUGCAGCUGUCCGACAAACUCGCCGACCUCGCGGGUAAUCCAACCUCACUAACACUCGAUGGCCUGCGUCUCCUAGAGCGAAAGACGGCGACCGUGUGUACUCUGCUCAAGGCGAGUGUGUAUAGCAUUGUUCUGCAGCAGCAGAUCUUCAAUGAGAGUGAGCAGCAGCAACAGCAGCAGGCGGAAGAGGAGGAGGAACGGCGCUUGGAGGAGCAGCAGCGGGGGUUUGGGGGUGGGUAUGAAGGGGAUAUGAGUUUUACGGGGCGAUAUAUGUAG